Molecule: messenger RNA, 351 nt
Organism: Salvia splendens (bonfire salvia)
Lineage: Eukaryota; Viridiplantae; Streptophyta; Magnoliopsida; Lamiales; Lamiaceae
Product: adenylylsulfatase HINT1
Exons: 4
Coding region: 47-325 (92 amino acids)
Molecular function (GO): catalytic activity
Source: RefSeq, a predicted model, not a curated record
UCGAAGCAGUCUAUUGCUGCACUUCAGUUGUCAUUUGCUUGAGGUCAUGGCUUCGGAAAAGGAGGCUGCUCUUGCUGCCGCUCCCUCUGAUUCUCCCACAAUAUUCGAUAAGAUCAUCAACAAGCAAAUUCCGGCCAACAUCGUCUAUGAGGAUGAACAGGUUCUGGCUUUCAGGGACAUAGCUCCACAAGCGCCUACUCACAUCCUCAUUAUCCCGAAACUGAGGGAUGGACUGGUCGGAAUAUCCGCGGCUGAGGAGAGGCACUGUGAGAUUCUUGGCCGUCUUCUAUACACAGCAAAGCUCGUGGCAAAAGGAAGGCCUUAAGGAUGGCUUCAGAAUUGUGAUUAACG